AUGUCUACCGCUGAUGAAUUGAAGGCUUUGGGUAACAAGGCAUUUUCAGGUAAAGAUUUUGCCACUGCCGUCCAAUAUUUCACCAAGGCCAUAAAUGUUUCUUCUACCCCAAACCAUGUUUUAUACUCCAAUCGUUCUGCCUGUUAUACUUCGAUGAGAGAAUACUCCAAGGCCUUGAGUGAUGCUGAAGAAUGUGUCAAAAUCAACCCAACUUGGGCUAAAGGUUACAACAGAGUUGCUGCCGCCGAAUUGGGGUUAAAUAAACUCGAUGAUGCCGAUGCUGCUUAUAAGAAGGCCCUCUCAUUGGACCCGGCCAAUGCUAUGGCUAAAGAAGGUUUGAAACAAGUUGAAUCAACAAGAUCUGUCGGUGCCAAUGCCACUUCCCCUUUGGCUGAUCCAAACUUGAUUGGCAAAUUGAUGACCAACCCAAAGACCAGAAACCAUAUGAGUGAUCCAACAUUCGUGGCAAAGAUCCAAAGAAUGAUGCUGUCAAAUGACCCAUCGAGAUUGGAUCCGCAAGAAAUGUUGAGCGAUCCAAGAAUGAUGGACGUGAUGAGUGUAAUUUUAGGAUUUGAUAUCCCAAGUGCUGCUAGCAGUGCUCCAGCUUCAGAAACAACUCCAGAACAACAAACAACUCCUGUGGCUAAGGACGAUGAUCCAAAAGAGUCAAUUCCAGAGGAAGAUGUUGAAAUGAUGGAAGAACCAGAAGAAGACACCAGGGCCAAGGCUGAUAAGAUCAAGGCCGAAGCCAAUACCCUUUACAAGCAACGUAAAUUUGACGAAGCUAUCGAAUUAUAUAAUAAAGCAUACGAGACUCACGAAGAUAUCACAUACCUUAACAACCGUGCUGCUGCGGAAUUUGAAAAAGGCGAUUAUGACGUUGCUAUCAAGACCUGUGAAACCGCUAUUGACAAGGGUCGUGAAGUUAGAGCCGACUACAAAGUCAUUGCCAAAUCAUUUGCCAGAAUCGGUAACUGUUACUUGAAGAAAGACGAUCUUAAACUUGCGAUCCAAUUCUUUGACAAAUCGUUAACCGAACAUAGAAACGCCGAUGUCUUGACCAAGUUGAGAAAUGCCGAAAAACUCUUGAAGAAGAAGGAAAUUGAAGAAUAUAUCAACCCAGAAAAGGCUGAAGAAGCCAGAUUAGAAGGUCGAGAUUAUUUCACUAAAGGUGACUGGCCAAAUGCUGUCAAGGCUUACGGUGAAAUGAUUAAGAGAGCCCCAGAAGAUGCCAGAGGCUAUUCUAACAGAGCUGCUGCUUACAUCAAGUUGAUGUCGUUCCCUGAAGCGGUCAAGGACUGUGAUGUUGCCAUUGCCAAGGAUCCAAACUUUGUGAAGGCUUUUAUUAGAAAGGCCACUGCCCAAUUGACAAUGCGUGAAUUUGCUGCGUGUAUUGCCACUUUGGACGCUGCCAAGGAAGUUGAUGCUAAACAUAACGAUAGCAAGUCGGCAUACGAGAUCAGUCAAAUAUAUUCUAAGGCUAUGAGUCAAAGAUUUGCUCCAUUGGAUGGGGAAACUGAAGAGCAAACCAGAGAAAGAUUGAGCAGAGAUCCAGAAGUUCAAGGGAUUUUGCAAGACCCAGUGAUGCAGAACAUUUUACAACAAGCCAGUAACAACCCUGCCGCAUUGCAAGAACACAUGAAGAACCCUGAAAUUUUCAAGAAGAUUAAUAUCUUGAUUGGUGCGGGAAUCAUUCGUACUGCCUAA
Molecule: messenger RNA, 1707 nt
Organism: Saccharomycopsis crataegensis
Lineage: Eukaryota; Fungi; Ascomycota; Saccharomycetes; Ascoideales; Saccharomycopsidaceae
Gene: STI1
Product: Hsp90 cochaperone STI1
Exons: 1
Coding region: 1-1707 (568 amino acids)
Molecular function (GO): Hsp90 protein binding
Source: RefSeq, a predicted model, not a curated record